Filobasidium floriforme is the source of this 2853-nucleotide messenger RNA. RefSeq names its product Gpi16 subunit, GPI transamidase component-domain-containing protein. Gene Ontology annotation, biological process: attachment of GPI anchor to protein. Bases 109 to 2766 code for a protein of 885 amino acids. The record is from RefSeq and is a predicted model, not a curated record. NCBI's taxonomy places the organism in Eukaryota, Fungi, Basidiomycota, Tremellomycetes, Filobasidiales, Filobasidiaceae. Gene Ontology annotation, cellular component: GPI-anchor transamidase complex. The transcript has 15 exons.
GCCAGCUAUAACAGCUGCCCUCAGCCGUUGAGAGAGGCCUACGACGUGUGACUGUAGACCUGCUACCUGACCGUGACCCGACAAGUCCCCUACGGUAAAAGUCUUACCAUGCAACGAAGAACAGCGGGAAGACGGUCUCAUGUCCUAGACGAAGCUGCAUUCAUCUCGACACCUCCUCCUCAACUACGUCGGCGAACGAAUACGGACAAUGCCACAAGUCCGGUUCCUCUUACGCCAUAUACAGGCAAUACAUAUCAGGGUUACUCUUCAUCAGCGGGUGCACAACAGAGCUACUUUGACCUCAACGAGCGGACGAGAUCUAUAGAUGGAAUCGUGGUCAAGGGGGAUUAUGUCCGUCAACUGCAGCGAGUUGGGAAGCAGUUGAUGGACGGCUUCGAAGACGCAUCCCGUGUAGAUCGAUCUUUAGCAGCUAUACAACGGGAUGCUGAGCUACGCUCAUUAGUGGUCAAGUCGACUGCCGUGAACCUGAUUGCACUGCUGUCAAUCGUAAUCUUUGACUUUCUCCUCCUCCCGAGCCUGCGGCACAACCACGCAUCGGCUUUCGCUGCAGCUCGAACAAAACGAGUUCGACUUGCCUUCGACAUCUUGUGGAAAUACCCCGUCUUUGGAUUCUGCUUCUGGGUUAACACUUUCUGGUCCAGGGCGAUUUCAAAGCGGGCUCUUAGCAUGCAGCCUUCAUCAUCAAGAGGAAGUAGCGGAGCUCUACCGGAAACAGACUCUCUGGACUUGUCCGACCGGGUAAUCGCUCUGUUACCGCGAUUCCUGAUCAUCGGCACACAUACGACCGUCGGACUGAUCUUGUCCCAGGUACCAUUUAUUGGAGCACCUAUUUCAUUGAUGAUCACUUGUCUCGUAGAUGCGUACUACUGCUUCGAACCAAGCUUCAAGACUCGAGGAUACUCGCUGUAUGCGAUCGGCAGAUACUUCGUGGAUGGCAGGAUCGCGUAUUUCAUAGGGUUUGGCGUCGUCCCUGCUCUGAUGUGCGCUUUUGUGCCGUUCUUGGCCAGCGUUGUCAUAUUUGCGAUUAUCUAUCCUAUCUGCGUGAUCCAAGCACUCCAAGCACGUUCUCGCUUCGUAGAUAUAGCGGCUUCAGUUGAAGAUGGCCUCGACUCGCCCAGUAUCGAAGCUUCCACACCUACCAGAGCGAGACGACCCAACGCCCGAAGUGUCUACAAGCGGUUCUUGCAGGCUUUCUUCUCUGUCGUUAUGUUGUCGAUCAAGAUCGGCGGAGUCGCAGGUCAGAGCUAUUCCGAGGAGCUGACCCUCAAGCCUCUUCCCAAUGGCAAGAUGUCCCUUCUCUUCGAUUUCCGAAUUGAAGCGCCGUCUGCCAGUGAACACUUCCGACUUACACCUCCCAGUCUCCUUCUGCCUCUUCAACACAACAACGUCUCGGAGAUGCACCUGAGUCUCGUCACUGGACGCUGGAAAGCGGAUCAAUGGGGUCAACCCCAGCAUUCGGAAGUCGCUGGUACUGGAGCCGAGCUGAGGGCUUGGUUUCGAGACGAAGAACCCGAAGACCAUUGGAAAACGAUGACCAAUUCACUUGCUGGAUUGUUCUGUUCUUCUCUGGGUCAAAUCGAUGCCUCUAUCACCGCGUCACCUGAAGACAUCUUCCCUGAUUCGAACAUUGAAGGCCUUUCAUUUCGUCAUGCGCAACUACCAGCAGAGAAUCUUUGCACCGAGAACUUGACCCCCUUUCUCAAGCUCUUGCCUUGUAAAGGCCUCUCCGGCCUGUCCGCUUUGAUGAAGCCAUACGUCCUACUGGCCCACGAAUGGCAUGCUAUGGGAGUGGACUAUGUCGAUCACGCGGGAAUGACCACAUUGGGCUUGCGAUGGGAAGCUGUGGUCGAUCUCACAAAAGGCAAGGUGGAAGAUGCCAAAAACUUAGACUUUUCGGUCUCUUCCAUCUUUGACCGUGUGCUACCAAGUGCAUGUCCGGCUGCCGACUCGUCCCGCAUUGUGGUCUCGCCGAGCUCGGGGACCAAGGUAAUCAUCCUGGACGAUGCAGGGGCUGUCCAUCCUGAUGGAGGCCUUAACUGGACGCUUGAUCGAUCUUUCAGUGGUAAGGAUAUCAAGCUGCGUACUUUGGGCCAAGUUCGUCCUGUUCCUGCUGAGGCAAUUGCAGUGUCUCGCACGCUUGUGGGCUCUACACACUCCAAUUCGGGCUUCUCUACCAACAUCAGAAACAAUCUCGACUCGGUCCGUCAGGUCGUCUACACUGAAGAACUGCCUUGGUGGAUUCGUCUGUGGAUAAGCGAGAUCGACGUCAAGGUUCCAGGUCAUUCCAGAGAUGAGGUACUCAGAGCCAUGACCCUUCAUCCUUCAAUCCCGCGAACUCGCCCUACGGUACUUCAGCUCCAGCUCGACAUUCCUCCAGAGAGCCAGGUCGAAAUACGCAUCCCAUUCUCCAAGGAAUACAUCAGGUACACAGAACACUUGCCUGAUGCUAGCCGUGGGUGGGAGCUGCCUCCGGCGAUCAUCUUUUUGGCCGACCAAGCCUACUCGAUUGGUAUGGACACCGAUCUCGCCGGCUCGAGUGGCGGUAGUCGACGGAGGCGCCUUCGACUAUAUACCUCGAAAUUGCUCGUCGACCUGCCAACGCCGGAUUUCAGCAUGCCAUAUAACGUCAUCAUCAUGACAUCCACCCUGAUAGCCCUAUUCUUCGGGAGUAUCGUCAACCUCGGAGUCCGAAGAUGGGGUAUCGUUGCUAUAGAACAACAGUCGAAGGUCCAGACGAAUCAGUAGAUGCGAACUCGCCUCGAGAUCAUAUUCAAGGAUGUUGUAUCGUUUAGCCCUAUGCAUAGAAUGCAUUAGGGGCCCAUUCCGCUCGUG